Plutella xylostella (diamondback moth) is the source of this 2244-nucleotide messenger RNA. RefSeq lists its product as uncharacterized. NCBI's taxonomy places the organism in Eukaryota, Metazoa, Arthropoda, Insecta, Lepidoptera, Plutellidae. The record is from RefSeq and is a predicted model, not a curated record.
GUAUCGUCUACAUAAUUCAACAACGGAGAGGACUCUACUACCGAAAUAUAAAUAAAACAUAACCUAGUCUCCUUCUGGACCGUGCCGGCAUGUAGGCCAGCUACCUUUGCUGUAAAGCUUUACCUACGUAUACAGUGCCUAUAGGAGCCCUGACCCAGACACCCUGCACAUGCGCAGUCGGCAGUCCGCUCGUCGCCACCAAAACAACAGGCGCGACAAUAACCCAGCUCAGUUUUUAACCGUGUUCCCCGUUUAGAGACCACGUAAUCAAUCUUUUAAAAGAAAUAGGUCUUCGAUCGAAUAAGCUCACUUUCCACAAAUAGAAAUCGGUUCACGCACGCGCGGGUUUAUCAAAACAAACCAUUCUAGUUGCGAUGUGAACAUGGACGAGCGUAAAAUACUCUUUUUCGGCAUCUCAGCAAUGGUUUACUGCGCGUACUGCGCACUUAUGUGGUACGCGAAAGCACCGGAGGCUGAAGUUGACAUUCCAUCUCCAAGUCAACCAGAAGUACCAGAACCGACGCCGGAAAUCAUACGCGAAAUCAUUCAAAACAAAACAGAAGCUGCAAUACCGGUGCUGAUUAAGAAGAAGAAACGUGCGCCGGUUGUUUUGAAAGACGCGUGCAGCAUUCUCGAGGUGUUCACGACGAAGCCACAGACCAAAUGUGUGAAUUGCCAUCAGAGCAGAAACGUGGAUGCCAACGCCAACAACAACGCGCUCGCUGUCUUCGGCAUCAUGGUGUUCCUCACGGUCCUGGUCAUCAACGCCAUCCUCGACGUACUCAAAGUCAAAGAAGAAGAACUUAUCAGAAAGAAGCACAACCCAGACGGAGACAGGCGACACUCUCUGGCAGAAUUCGCCAAUAAGAAAACCUUGAGGAGGGAAUCCAGUAAAUUCAGUCUGAACUUGUUUCAAAUUCCCGAGGGUUCGAAGAAGGAGGAAGAAGAGAAGAAGCCGAAGCGACACCCGAGGCCCUACAUGAGGGGGGAGUCUACCAACUCUUAUUUGACUGAGAAGAAUCUGCAGAAAGAAGCCGCUUCUACGCCCCGCACUUGUGAGACCCCGACAGGAGACCCCAAGUUGGGGCUGCGGCCAUCAGGUGCGAAGAUCUUUGGGGCCCGCCCGUCCCCCCUGGUGCGCCGGUCCUCGUUCCCGGCCCUGCCGCUCAACCCUGACGUGCAGGGGCUCAUGCUGGGCCACCGGAGACCCUCCACUGCUGACAGCGAUGAUGAAGACCGCGGCAGAAGGGUUAGGAUUAUACGGAGGUAUUGAAGGGUUGGGGAAGAAGGUUGAGGAAUGUUGGAUUGGAAUUGGGGAUGAUUUAUAGGGGGCUGUCUGAAUUGAUUGAACAUUGAUUGUAGAAUACCGAGUCACUAUCUAUAUUUUAAUUGCCAUAAGACACCUGAAAAUAAACUUUAAAAGGUGUGCAGUGAAGGGGGAAUUGUCGGCCACCCGUAUUUAAAGUCUUCAUUACUGACAAUAUUGAAAUUAAUUUUAAUACUAGAGUCCAACGGCGGCGGUGGUAGAUGAGAAUAGGCAACCUGGACACGAGACGAAACAUUCGUUGGAUUCGUUUGUAUAUUUAUUUGUCAUGAAUUAAGAAAUGAAUUUGUAGUUGGUAAUGUUGGUAUAUUGUAAGUUUGGAUCGUCUUCAGAGAAGCGGAUUAAUAAAUUGCGGUGCUGUGAAUUUGUGAGAUCAGAAUAAGGCGCUCUAGUAGUCUAGAAUACUUUACUGGUAUGAAGCUAGUAUGGAAUGGUGUGAAACAUAAAGGGUUGAAUAUUUGUGAAUGUCGAAAAAGGCUAAAGGCCCAUGGAAGUUAGUAAUUAUUAUGUUUAUGGAAAGACCAAAGCACCUUGUCAUCGUUAAAUAUAUUUUUUACCACCUAAUUUGGCUGUACCUGAGAGCUAAUGAACUUUAUUAAAGCUUUAUGUAUUAUAAGCUCUGUAUGUUGGUACUUAUAUUAUGUGAAAGAUUUAUGAUGAUUUUAUAUGUUUAAAGUGGAUGUAUUCUUUUUAGUGAAAUUAUUUUCUAGUCGUAGAUACGCUUUAGGGAUACAAAAUAAACCGUUUAUUUUUUAUUUAAGAACUCUAUACAAAGGUAUUUUAGUAAAUAAAUGGCACCUAAGUAGUGAUAGCAAAUAGUCACUUGUACUAUUCUUGAACGAACUUAUUUAUAAUUACUUAGUGAUUGUUUUAUCUUUCAUUAAAUCAUAGCUUUAAGUAAAUCGUGUCAAAACUAUUUA